Molecule: messenger RNA, 4734 nt
Organism: Candidozyma haemuli
Lineage: Eukaryota; Fungi; Ascomycota; Pichiomycetes; Serinales; Metschnikowiaceae
Exons: 3
Coding region: 1-4734 (1577 amino acids)
Source: RefSeq, a predicted model, not a curated record
AUGAGUUCCUACGAUCCGGACCAUUACCGUCCUAUGAUAGACGCUAUCCUCAGCGUCGCCGACCUCGAGGAGAUUACAGUAAAGAGGAUAAGAAAUGCUCUCCAGGAGCUAUUCGCCGUGGACUUGCUUCCACACAAGGUAUGUAUAACCGAUUUGUUUUUGCUUUUAUCACUUGCUAACUUUCAGAAAGAAAUGAACAAUUAUAUCCUACAGCGGUACUAUAAGCUCCUAGAUGAAAAAGAUAAUCCGCCGGCAGAGACGAAAAAAGACGACGACGCCAAGGCAAAGAAGGAGCGAGAGUACCAGGACCAUUUGCUUGCCCAGAGGUUGCUGCGUUCUGAAAAUAAUAGACCCAUCACUCGGCGUGGUGCUACUCCGUCCAAGGUUGUAAAGAAGAAGACCCUGAAGAAAACAGGCAGAACGCCCAACACUGCGUUUAACCAGGAGCUUGUUCUUUCGCCACAGCUUCAGGAAGUUGUCAAGAGCGAGAGAUUGAGUCGACCACAGGUGGUUAAGCAGAUGUGGGCGUACAUCAAAUCGAAUAACCUUCAGGACCCUCUGGAUAAGAGAAAGAUACAUUGCGACGAGAAAUUGAAAAAUGUUUUCAAGAAGCUGCUGGUCGGAAUGUUCGAGAUGAACAAGAUUCUUGGCGAUCAUUUUUACAAGGACGGUGAGCUCUUGAAUGGCCAUAGCACUAAGCAAGAGCUGAACGAUGACGACGACGACAGCGACGAGGAAGAAGAACAAGACAAUGACACAAAACCGCCACCGCCGAGCCUAAAACGUGAAGUUGUCUCUGACGACGAAAGCGAGAUCAGCGAUAUGAUUCCAAAGCACGUGGAUCCUGGUCCUCGUUCAGACAGUCUCAAGCUGACUGUCGAGGAUCGGCUGCUUGAGAAUGUUGAUUUGAACAAGUUGUAUGAGCUGGUGCUCAAGGUUCUAUUGCUUGAGUAUAUAUGUGAGGCCAGGUUCUACCAGCCUAUCAGGACGAGCCCGUCACCAUCGAAGAAGGGUAGUGCUGAUAGAAGAUCGAGGUUUUCAAGGUUGGAAGCUGACUGUGCUCUACCUAGCUACUUGAUUGAGGACCUUAAGGUGAAGCUUAAUGGUGUGGCUAUGAAGAAGUCUAACUAUGAUGAUCUCACAAGACGUUCUUUGCUUCGACUUUAUGGCGAGAUGUUAGCGCCUUCUUUCAAGAAUGACGUGAAGAGAGCUAACAAUGUGGACAUUUUGGUGAUGAAGUUCGUUUCUGCUGCCAAUAAGGAAGUGCUUAAGGUGGGUCUGAUCCCGAACGAAGAAAUCAGUACCCGCGUGUUUCAGCAAACGGAUGAGUUUAUCAAGAUCAUAGCUUCCUUGAUUCAGAGGGAUAAGAACAGGGAUGCCUUGUUGGCGAAGUUAGAGGAACAUAAGGCCGCAUUGAAGCCUGCUCCGAAGUCGGACGCUGAUUCUAAGACAGCAGAAAACGUUCAGUACCUCGAGCCAUCGUGCCAGGUCUCCGAUAUGGAUCGUGCAUCUGUGAAUCUUGUCAUGGAAUUAUUUAAUAAGGACCAGGGCCAAAUCCAAUCAGACAUUUUGAGGUUGAAACCAACCGUUACCCAAAAGACACUUCAUAAAGACGUUGACCAAGCUCUUUUCUAUCUCGGAAAAGACAUUGGGAAAUGUUCUCCUAAGCAUUUCACUUCCCACGAAGCUUACGACCAGUGGAAGGAAAGAGAACACGGCUUUUGCCAGCAACUAUACAAGAAGUAUUCCGUACCUUCGUCGAUGAAACUUCUUCCUAAUCCCCCAUUACCAGCUGGUCUGGAGUUCUACAUCAUGCCAUCUUCAGCAAUGGUGACCAAUUACUACACUAUUUUGGCCAAGCUUUGCCUCUUGCAUCAUAAACAGAAGACCUCGAAUCCGAACUCAAUGCUUUUGGAAGAGGAUGUUCUGCUUCUUUCAAACAAAUCUAAGGAAAUUUUGCAGGCUUGUGGCAGAGUAUGGCGUAUUGAUUAUCCUACUAGGGCCAUAGGAUUGUUCAGUGCAGCUCAUUUAGCAGGAAUUCUUAUAGAUCCACUUUUCCAGAAGAACACCAAGGAAUUGGGACCCAUAGAUCUAGAAAUGUCCAAGAAGGUACUUUGUACGUGCAAGCAAUACGUUGGGUCUCAUGGCAAGCUCGACUGGGAAGAUAAGCUUUCUUGGAGUACUAAAGACCAAGAACAAUGGUCAAAGUACUUGGGCUAUACUUAUAGUGAGGUCCUCUAUGGCAUCAAAGACUGCCUCUCCAUCAUCAUGAGCAAGACAGUUAAGCCAAAGUUUGGUCCAUACUUGGCAUUCUUGGGUGACUUUGUCGAGUCCGAUGUUUUGUUUGAUCAGCUUCAGGCCUCUGGUGCCCCAAAGAAAUGGGAAAGAAAACUUACAAGAACACUUCUCAGAGUUUCUGAGGCGCUGUAUGCUGAAGUCCUCAGAACAUUGCCGAGAGACGAUUCAUUAAGCAUUAUGCAUAUCAUUGACAUUUCUGAAGCGCUCAUUGAGAACAUCAAAACCCUUCAGAAGCGUUACAAAAACCCUCUUCUUGGUUUCCUUAAUGUCAGCAGAACAUACGCCGCUGUUGUUACCGGCAUGUUCGCCUCGGAUGCCAAAAACAUAUUAAAGCAUAUUGCAGCUAACACGAAGGCCAAGGGCGAGUUCUUGAACUAUGGUGAUGCCUUGGAGGCAUACAAAACACUUAAAGAGAUCAGAAGCAUCCAUGGUCAAGUAUCCCCCUCAAAUGCCGUGUUCAGUUUUAAACUUGAAGACUUCUUUUAUCCACACUUGGAGGCUUGGGUCGCUGAAAGCAGCAACAAGAUUCGUGAUUUUGUUCUCAAGGCCAUAGAAGAAGAUCUGUUUGAACCUAUCGAUAUUGAGAAUGAUCAGAAGAAGUACAGUACUUCAGUCCACGAUAUCUUCACGCUUAUAAAGUAUUAUUUGCUGAUUCUCAAGAGCUUGGAAUGGCAGAAUAGAUUCCAAGUUGCAAAGGUCUAUACUUUAUUGAUGAAGAGUAUAUCCAAUUGUGCACUUUUGUAUUCCAGUCGGAUGAGCGAAAUGAUUAUGGAGGACUUGAAUGAAGAAGUUUUAGAAAAGACACCGGACGUUCCAGAGACCAAUGGAUGGUUUGCAGAAGUGAAAAGUAAGGUGGCAAGUUACAACCUCAAUAACUCAAAGGUUGAAGUUGAAGAGCCUUUUAAUUUCACAUCAAGAACAUGCAUUGGAUUAAACAACAUCGAUGCCUUGAUCACUCACUUGGGCAAGCUCGAAGAACUACUCAAUCCAGAGGAGGUAUCGCAGGUUAUGGCGAAACAUGAUCCCAGCUCUGGUCGCUCAUACACGAAUCAUAUCAUCUCGCUCAGAGUUGUCAAGGCUGAGGAGCUUAGGUCUUCACUGGAUAAAUCAAGCAUACGGCCUUAUUUGACUCUUGUGGAUACCAAAGCACGUAAGACGCUUGUGAAGACAAGAUCACUCGACGGAGAGAAUCCUGAAUGGGACGAAGAAGCGGAACUUACCCUUGCAGCCAAUUCGUCUUUGACAAUGUCUGCAACCGUUUGGGAGGAAAAAAUGGGAACGCACUCUGUUUGCGGCAGAGCCUUAAUGCAGUUGGAACCACGAAAGUUCAAGCAUGAUGGUAUUCCCCAAGAGAUAUUCCUUGACCUUGAUCCCCAGGGACGAGUCCAAAUAGAGAUUGCUGUUGAAAGUGAAAGGGAUGAUGCCAUAUUUGCAAUGGGGAGAGCUCAUAGAGCAUUGAAGAGAAGCGUUGAGCGUAUCACCAAGCUCAUUGUUGCAAAGUUUUCCAAGUUUAUCAAGCUUUGCUUCUCUCGUAAUUCCCUCAAGUCGGUCUGUGGAGCUAGCGGAAACGUGAAGCCGUCACAAGAGCAGAUGGAUGAUGCUAUGUUACCACUUUACAACUAUCUUAAUAUGAACUUGCUGGUCUUGGCCCAAUUUCUCACGAGGGACCUUUUGCAUAAGGUCAUGCUUGAAGCAUGGAACAUUGUUGUUGCUAGUGCUGAUGAGCUUUUGCUUCCAAAGCUUGCCAGUGCCAAAGCACUUCGCUUGGCUCAGCUCAAGAAGUUGAAAUCUGGAGGCAGCUCCGGUAACUUGAUGGCUUCUGGUUGGCAAUCUGCUGUGUCUUCUGCAAUGGCUAAUGUCACCAACUCCAUGAGCGUCCUUGGAUUCGGUAAGACUCUUACGAACAAUGAGAUCGAGACAGUUAUUGCAUGGCUUCACUUUCUUUGUCUCGACUUCUUCCAUAACGAAGGUAAUGGUCCAGCGGUUUAUGAUCUCAAGACCGAGCAAUACCAGUCGAUCUUGUUGAUUCCAGUAUACUAUGACAAAGAGUCUGGUUUCCUCAUACAUGAGGUAGAAAGGCUCUCGCCAGCUUACCUUCAGAUGCUUCGUGACAAAAACAAUGUGUUCAUCUCCAAUCAUCCUGAUGCAGACACCGCCAGUUUAAGAAGCAGAGCAGGCUCCAUUGCUCGAAGCCUGACCAUUCGUGCUAAUGCUACAGCACAGGCCAGAGCCCGUGCAGCCAAGGAAGCACGAGAACUUCUGUCAGACCCCUUGGUCGCUCAAACAUCAGCAGAGAACAUUAUUCUUCGACUCUUGCUCAUCAAAGAUGAGAAAGCAUUUGUCGCUAAAAGAGUAGAACAGAGAGAGAGAUUGGCUCAUACUAUUGCAACCGAGAGGCUUGCAAGAGCGGCAGCUGAAGGAACAUUAUUUAGAUAG